CACCUGGGAAGUAUACCAGCGUUUUUACCAACGCAAUAAACCGCAAACAGUGUCCUAAAUGCGCGAGUGAAAUUUUUAAAAUUUUCCUGUCACCAUGUCGAAAGAUGACUCCACGAAACUUCCAGACCUGCGUACCGACGUAGCAACGUCCAGCACAGCGGAUGUAUGCGCCAAAUGCCACGAGACACUACCGAAACGGGAUCGUCUCACAUGCUGUGCCUGUGAGCGUACUUACGACCUUCCCUGUGCCAAUGUAUAUCAUGGAUUAUUUGAUUUAAUGUCAACUGAAAGAAAAUUAAAUUGGACCUGCAAACUUUGUCGCAAUGCUCCAAAAACAGGUAAAACGAGCACGCCAAUUAAAAACACAUUGCAAAAUUACGUGUCAAUGGACGAUUGGCACCAACUUCCAGACACAGACUCGGAUGACUCCAAUGUAACAAUACGGAAUAAAGGUCACACAUUACACAGCCUCGACGACAGUUUGUUAAUAAUCUCCCGUAAAGAUCCGGAUCUAAGUCUAAAAAAGAACAAUGAAGUACUCUCUGAUAUCAUACUUACCGAAUUAAGAAGCUUCAGAUCUCAAAUGACCCUGCAGCUUGAACAACAAGAGCAACGAUUUACCAACCUAGCUGAUAAAAUAGAAACUAAUAUAUCUAACCUCUUUCAAAAAUAUGCUACAUUAAAAACGGAAUUAAAUAACAUAAAACUAUCAGUUGACGCUACAAAUAUUCAAACAGAUAACAUCUUAAGAAAAUCUAACUCAAAUUUCCAACGUAUUGACGAAACAAACAAGAAAAUCUUAACCCUUGAACAUGAAAUGGCGUCCUUAAAACUUCAAACUCAAUUAUUGGAAAAUAAAUUAAAAUCCUCAGGCUCGGACCGAAUAGUGCCUUCGAAUAAAACCGAACAACCCAGCAACAAUAACUAUGUAAGAGACAGCCCAAAUCAUAAUUUCACUGGACCAAGUCAUACUGAAUACGUGAGGAGGCUGGUUCUCUAUGGCUUAAACGAACAUGACCGUGAAUCCAAACCCAUACUGAUAGAUCAAGUACUAAAUCUGUUCUAUGACAUCUACAACAUCGACUUAACUGGGCAAAUCGAGGAGAUCUGGCGAAUAGGGCGUAGAGGCUUCAGGCGCCCUAUUGUCAUAGAACUUCUAAGUAAGAGAAUGACGAAGUAUAUUAUAGAAAACGCCUCAUACCUUAAAUACACAGGACUCUUUGUGUCAGAGUUUCUUGAUCGUGACAGCCUUCGAACCAGAAAAUUACUCAGAGAAAAACUACGAGAAGUUAGACAAACCGGACAAAGCGCAGUGAUACGCAAUAACAAAUUAUUUGUCAAUGGGAAAGAGAUGCCCCUCCAAGAAGUAUACGCCGAUAACGAAGAUAGAAACAAGACUAUACCCGCAACAACCUUAAACUCAGAAACGUUACCUAUUAUGCGCCUCACCGGAGAUGAACCACAACAGACGUUAUUGAGAAACCAUCCGCCGACACCAAACACACAGCCAGCGUCAUCUGUCAAAACUUUUCGCCCCUAAACCGAC
This is a messenger RNA of Cydia fagiglandana, 1546 nucleotides long. RefSeq lists its product as uncharacterized. The transcript has a single exon. The record is from RefSeq and is a predicted model, not a curated record. Bases 95 to 1540 code for a protein of 481 amino acids. Lineage: Eukaryota; Metazoa; Arthropoda; Insecta; Lepidoptera; Tortricidae.